Calypte anna (Anna's hummingbird) is the source of this 1584-nucleotide messenger RNA. RefSeq names its product zinc finger protein 692. Gene Ontology annotation, biological process: regulation of transcription by RNA polymerase II. NCBI's taxonomy places the organism in Eukaryota, Metazoa, Chordata, Aves, Apodiformes, Trochilidae. Gene Ontology annotation, cellular component: nucleus. Gene Ontology annotation, molecular function: RNA polymerase II transcription regulatory region sequence-specific DNA binding; DNA-binding transcription factor activity, RNA polymerase II-specific. Bases 1 to 1584 code for a protein of 527 amino acids. The transcript is spliced from 10 exons. The record is from RefSeq and is a predicted model, not a curated record.
AUGUUCCUCAAGAUGAAGCCACUUGAGGUGCUCCUUGAGGUGCUCCUCAAAAAAUUCUUCUCAAGGACUUUUUUAGGGUUUUUUCCUGUGUUUUCAGGUGACCCAGACCCCACCUUUCUCCACGCUGAUGCUCUCCAACGUUUGGUGGUCUUGUCCCACGGCCACGGCCAAGAAUGCGGCUUCGUCCCCGACGUCAAGGCCCCGCCCACGGGUGACGCCUCCCGCCUGGUGUGGGAGUGCGUGGCGGGUCACACCUUCUCCUGGGGUGUCCCCAACCCCCCAGGGGACUGUCCCCUCCCCUCAGGUCACCCCCGUGGAGAAGACCAAGGAAGGGAUCCCCACCGCGGUUCCUCACCCGGCGCCGGGCGCCGGCGGUCGCUGCGGCGAGCGCGUCCCCUCGGCGAGUCCAGGAAGGGGGAAACUGAGGCUGAGGGAGGAGUUUCGUCGCCUGGGGGUGAUGGGGAGCAAGGAGAAGGAGGAAGUUGUGGUGGUGAGAACACAACUCCAGCGGUGCCGGAGAUGGGAACGGCCCCGAAGGCCAACGGGAGCGCCCGCGACCCGGAGGAGAAACGGGAAGGAGGGGACGAAGCUCAAGGAGAGGAAGAGGAGGAGGAGGAGGAGGAGGAGGAGGAAGACUUGGCCUACAGCGACGAUCUGCGUGAUGAGAACUACCACCCAUCCCUGGACAGCGACUCCGAGCCCCAGCGCCGACAAACCCAACCCAAAGCUCAGAAGAAACCCAUCAAGGAGGAGCCACCAUCACACGAGCCAACCCUGAGCAGCUCCAGCCCACCAGAGGAGAAGCUUGGAGGAGUCAGCUGCAGGAGGAGACCACCCCUGCCUGAUGAAGACGUGGCCCAGAUUGGUCCCAAGAGGAUCAGGAAGGCGGCGAAGCGCGAGCUCCUCCUCUGCGACUUCGAAGGUUGUGGGAAGAUCUUCUCCAAUCGGCAGUACCUCAACCACCACAAGAAAUACCAACAUGUCCACCAGAAAACCUUCACCUGCUCCGAGCCCAGCUGUGGCAAAUCCUUCAACUUCAAGAAACACCUCAAGGAGCACCAGAAGCUCCACACUGACACCAGGGAUUACAUCUGCGAGUUCUGCGCCCGCUCCUUCCGCACCAGCAGCAACCUCAUCAUCCACCGACGGAUCCACACGGGGGAGAAGCCCCUCCAGUGUGAGAUCUGUGGCUUCACCUGCCGCCAGAAGGCCUCCCUCAACUGGCACAUGAAGAAACAUUCUGCUGACACCUUCUACCAGUUCUCCUGUGACAUCUGUGGUAAGAAGUUCGAGAAGAAGGACAACGUCACCGCUCACAAAAGCAAAAGUCACCCCCAAACCCCCCCGGGACCUCCUCAACUGGAAGGGGGACAACUGGAAAUGGUCCCAUCGCCCAACUUGGGGUUGGGCUUGGAGCAGCCGGAGGUGGUGGAACCUUUGGACGUAGCAGGACUUGGGGAAGAGGCUUUGGGGAGUGAGGAGGAGGAAGAGGAGAAGACCUCCCCAGCCCUGGGGACCUCCAGGGAGGGUCCUGAGGGGUCCCAGGGAGAUGGGGGGCAGGGGAUGGACGGCGUUGAGUCGUAG